AUAUGUAUUGUGAGAAAAAGAACGCAUAUGUAAAAAUUAAAUCAUGAAACAUAUAUGGUAUAAGCUCCCAUGUAAACAAAAUGAAUUACAAUUGUUAGGUACAUUGAAUGGUGGUCAGAGUUUCAGGUGGAAAAAAAUAUGUGACGAACAAAAAGAACAAUGGCUAGGAGUAUUUUUUAAUAAAGUAUGGAUUUUACAACAAGAGAAUGAUCAUAUAUUGUAUAAAGUGCAUGAAACAAAAUUAAAUGAACUUGAAGAUGAAAUGUCCUACAAUAACCUUCUUCGCAGUUAUUUUCAGUUACAUGUAAACAUAGAAAAAUUGUAUGAGGAAUGGUCUACAGCAGACCCAUAUUUUAAGGAAGCUGCUAAACAGUUUUACGGUAUUCGAAUAUUGAAGCAGGAUAUUGUAGAAAAUAUAUUUUCUUUCAUUUGUUCAUCCAACAAUCACAUAACAAGGAUAAGCAGUAUGGUAGAAAAAUUAGCAACAUUUUAUGGAGAGGAAAUAUGUGAAAUAGAUGGUGAAAAGUACUACGCCUUCCCCAAAGUUAAUUUGCUAGCUCAACAAUCAGUUGAAGAAAAAUUAAGAACUAAUGGAUUUGGCUAUAGAGCUAAGUAUAUUAGUAAAACGGCCCAACACAUAAUGGAUUCAGGUGGAGAGAAAUGGAUCGAUAAACUUCAAACAAUGUCUUAUGAAGAAGCCAAGAAAGAACUGAUGUUACUCACUGGAAUAGGUGCAAAGGUGGCAGACUGUAUUUGUUUAAUGUCACUAAACCAUUUACAUGCUAUUCCUGUUGAUACCCAUAUUUAUCAAAUAGCAAAAAGGUUAUACAUGCCAAAAUUGCCCGAUAAGAAGACGGUUACAGAAAAAAUAUAUAAUGAUAUUGGAGACCAUUUCAGAGACUUGUACGGACCCUUAGCUGGUUGGGCACAUACGGUUUUAUUUUGCGCGGAUCUUAAAAAAUUCCAAGGAAAUAAUACUGAAAAUAGUUCUAGUGGAAAUCUAAGGAAGAAAAGUAAAAGUAAAAAGUGAAAAAAAAAUGUUAAUG
Anoplophora glabripennis (Asian longhorned beetle) is the source of this 1046-nucleotide messenger RNA. RefSeq names its product N-glycosylase/DNA lyase (gene Ogg1). The record is from RefSeq and is a predicted model, not a curated record. Gene Ontology annotation, molecular function: damaged DNA binding; 8-oxo-7,8-dihydroguanine DNA N-glycosylase activity. Lineage: Eukaryota; Metazoa; Arthropoda; Insecta; Coleoptera; Cerambycidae. Gene Ontology annotation, biological process: base-excision repair, AP site formation; base-excision repair; nucleotide-excision repair. The transcript has 5 exons. Gene Ontology annotation, cellular component: nucleus. Bases 44 to 1030 code for a protein of 328 amino acids.